Molecule: messenger RNA, 1611 nt
Organism: Pestalotiopsis fici W106-1
Lineage: Eukaryota; Fungi; Ascomycota; Sordariomycetes; Amphisphaeriales; Sporocadaceae
Exons: 3
Coding region: 1-1611 (536 amino acids)
Source: RefSeq, a predicted model, not a curated record
AUGAGGCGAGGAACACGUCGAGGGCAGUCUAUAGCAGACAGCCUCAGGAUAGUCAUCCGAGAUGAUCCUGUAGCAAGUCCCGAGUCAUCUCCAGACUCUCCAGACUCGCCCGGCUCGCCAGACAGCGUGGCAUCGACACCCUCACCAACGUCUACGACCUUUAACAGCACGACAGCCAAGGCCGACUCUCCACCAACGACCCAAACUGUCCCUCCUCCUCCGGCUACGACGAGCAAAAGUUCCUCCUUGGCUCUACCACCACCGGCGCCUACUACCACUACGAGCAUUCCUUUGCCUCCACCAGCUACAACGAAUACCUCUCCAUCAGCUCCGCCCACUACGACGAGCAGAUCAUCGGCGUCCACAAAGACAGCGUCGCCAUUCUUCAAUCACCCAGAACUCUCUACAACAGGUACUUUAGUGCGGACCACAGUCAUCUCCAGUAGCGCUCCAAGGACGACGACGGCAGCGGACUCGUCUCCGCAGCCGAUCCUGCUGAACCCGGCCGUGUCCACAGUGGACGGCACCGGCUUUGCAACGGCCACCAGGUCUCCAACUUUUUAUUCUUCCAAUGCGCUAACCUCGUCCGUCGACGCAGAACGUGAAGUGUCCAUGUCGACCUCUGCCACUGCCGAGGCUGUGACUGCGCCCACUGGUGGUCUUGGUUUCGAGGAGCACCACGAGCGACUUCACUUGGAUGCGGGUUCCGUGGCCGGAAUUGCGAUUGGAAGCAGUGUGGCCACCAUGCUCAUCGCAGCCAUGGUCUUCUUCUUCUGGCGCAAAUGGAACCGACAGCAGAGACGCGACGACGCCGGAAGCGAGUCGGGGGCCUCCACGGGCUCGGGUGUCCGACGCAUGCUGACGCGGCGCUUCACGCACAAGUCCGACGACCGCAUCAUGAAUGAGCUCAUGGCGGGCGUCUACUCCAACGAGAGCGGCGGCGGGGACCGCAACAGCUUCAUGGACCGACAAAUGCAAGACGGCAAUGGCUACAUCAGGGAGAAGUUUGGCAGCGGCGGCAGCAGCAAGGCAGAGGUCGAAGAGGACGAGUUGCCCAUCAUGGCGCAACCUCCCAAGGCGGCUGCGGUGCCGGGAAAACCCCAGUUCAAGCGCACCAAGCGCAUCUCGAGGUGGCUUGGUCGACAUGACGAGGACGAUGACAUGAUGAAUCCAAACUCGGCCCGCGCCAGUCUCGCGUCCAAUGCGACUGGCUUGAGAACGAUUGACUUGCGGAGCAUGUCGGGCUGGGGAGGAAGCGAGUAUGGCGAAUACUUUAGCCGCGAUUCCAUGCCGCCGCUGCCAAUGGGAGCGAUUCCACCGCGGGAAGAUCCCGAGGUUGAGAAGCGGAAGCCGUUGAGCAGUGAGAUGGAUGAUGAGCGGGAAGAGCAGUCGCAGAAUGUACAGGGUCAGGAUGUCCGGGUCAGGGAUAGUACGCCGGUCACCAAAUUUCCGUCGGCAGAGGAGUUGAAGCUGCCGCCUCCGCCCGGUCGGCCCAUGUCAGUCGCGGCGCGCACCGAAGUUACUGGGCGGUCUUCGGGAACUUGGAACACCUGGGGCGUUAUGCAGCAUCGCGACCAGCCAAAGGGCUGGAAAGAGAGACUGGGCAUGUAA